ACACACACACACACACACACACACACAAAAAAAAAAAAAAAAAACUGUCUUCCGUAAAACAUAUCUGCCCAGCACCAAGCAAUCUACCUUGUGGGCACCGCCCCUUAUUCCCUCAUGUACUUAUUAUUAUUCCAUCACUCCCGCUAGCCUCAUGAGUACUACCCUUGAUAUCAAUAUUCUGUUGUUUUUCUAGCCACCAUGCCCAUCACACCACUCCCGGAUGAUGCUUGCCGGCGGAUCGGCUCGACUUUGAACAUUACCUCAACUUUCAUGGUCUUGAAGGAACUGCUGGACAACGCUCUGGACUCGGGGGCACAGACCAUACAUAUCAGUGUUUCCCCAAACACUGUAGACAAGAUUGAAGUGAGGGAUAAUGGAAGCGGUAUAUCAUCCUUUGACUUCAACGCCCUUGGCCGCCCUUCGCAUACGAGCAAGCUCAGUUCCUUUGAGGACAUCGACAAGAUUGGUGGGAAAUCCCUUGGAUUUCGUGGGACAGCCUUAGCCAGUAUCAACACGGUAGCAACCGUUCAUGUGAUCACGAGAGUCGGAUUGGAAACCCCUCAAAUGAUUCGGCUUGCUGACAACGGCGGCGUCGAAACUCAAAGCGUACACGCUGCUGAGCAGGGUACUACAGUCACAGUCACCAACAUUUUCUCCAAUUAUCCCGUCCGAGAGCGAAUCGCGAGAAAGCCGGUGGAGAUAUCGAAGAACAUCGAGAAGAUGAGACACUUGGUUCAGGCUUGUGCGUUUGCGAGACACCCGCUUAGGAUACACUUUGCAGUCUUACAAAACCCCAAUCGGUCUCUGAGGAUAUCUCCACAUCCAGGCAAGGACAUUAUGGAAACAGCUAUCCAGAUCUUCGGUGUUCAGAAGGCAUCUCAGUGUUUUGUCCGAACGUGGCCGGACAGACCAGAUCCCAACACAGGCUUGCCGGGCGAAGAAAGGAGCAGGCGACACGUGUUUGAAGCGAUUCUUAUGAAACCAGAUGUCGAGCACAGCAAAAUUCCGAAGGGCCUAUUCUUCUCUGUCGACUCCCGCCCCAUUUCAGCCACUCGAGGAACCGGGAGAAAACUGACCAUGGCGUUGAGAGAAUGUUUGAGACAGUCUGUCUGUCCACUAACUUCGGCAGGUGUCCCCAAGGAUAUUUUCAUCUGUCUGAACAUCUGCUGUUCUCUAGGAUGGUACGAUGUCAACAUAGAGCCAGCCAAGGAGGAUGUUUUGUUUCUUCAGGAAGACCAAUUGAUCAGUGACUUCAAAACAUUCCUGCGGGUGGUCUACCCCAGUAGUGUCAAUGAGGGACAGGGUCGUGAAAAUAGGGGGGAAGUGUUGGAAGCUUGUUCACACUUGGAGGAUGGGAUUGGUAGGCAGGGGAAUCACCGCCCGGAUGAACCCAAUAGCACAUCAAUUGCCGACCAACAUAAGAAACAUGCGGCAGCCGCGUUACCCCUUUUGCACUCGUCACGAAUCAGAGGGGACGGUGAUGGAGAGAUGAGCCCACAAGAUAAUGACAAUCACCGGGAUCUUUUCACCGGCCAAGCGAGUUCGUGGACGGUUGAUAUGUCGGCUCCGGUAGACGGAUCGGAUGGUGACUUUGACAUGGAGAGUCAGAACGAAUUGGGCCAACCUGUGUGUCCAACUCUGGAAGAGGAGAGCAACACCGACACCCAAAGCCAAGAAGAAAGUCGGCAGCGUUCAGAGUCUCAUGUGGCCGACGGACAUAACGCUUUGGCAGAGCUCAACCCGUGGUCUAUUGCAGCUAUGGGAAGUCUCAAAAGGCGCCCUCUUCCCUCGGGCCGCCCGGACAACAAGCAGUUUCACGAGAAACAGCCGACAUUAUCCAGAGUGCCUCCACGUGCAGAAGCUACGGGUAUUAGGGGCCCAGCCCAAUCUCAUCAGCGAGGACUGCCUAUUGCGAGACUGAACCCUAGCUUCAAGCUCCCAGUCACGCCAUUGACGCCGUCACCAUCUUCCGAGCCAGACCAGUUGAUCCCACCAUCACUUCGGCCGAGCCAUGGUAAUACGAGCCACCCGACGUAUAAAGAUCGCCUACUGCCGCGCCGCAUCUACCCUCACGUGUCAAGGGCAGCCAGACUACUCAUCGGUGGGUCUUCAGACAACGCAGCCCAAAGAUUGGAAGUGCCUCUUGGCGAGACUCCAAUGUCAUCAAAUGCGGACCAAAGAACCUCGUCACAGCCUCUCCACAUACCAAAACGACAACAGAAUCAGCAGCGUAACCGAGUAACUCGGGGAGUUUCGGUUGAAAAUGUCCUGUCAUCAACUGGAGAUCCCAAUGAACAUAGCUCUAGUGACUCUGAUGAUGUGACAACGGAACUCCAUAGCUCCGAAAACACUGAUUCAGAAGACGAGACUGCGGUCAGCGGUCAGACAAAUCCUGGAGCACGGCAGCAUAGAAAUGGCGGUGAUAUCAGGAAGCAUUUCGAAAAGCGGUAUCCUGAUAUGAGGAGAGCAGAUGGUCACUCGAAACAAGCCACGCUCCCUUUUGAGAAGCAUAGAAACAACGUCGAAGGCGACAGUGAUGGCUUGUCCGUUGCCGUUGCGCCGUUACCACAAUCGCCGAUUCUGCCGACAGGCCCAGCUUUCUUCAACAGUGCAAGACCGCCGGCAGCCUAUUCGUUCUACCUGCGUGUUCAAGACAUCGAGACGGUCGACACUCCCCCUGACGCUGCCGACAUCAACACAGCAGCUCUGCUAAACAUGCGAGACGUCGAUGCUCCCGACAUCCCAGUUACACCCAAGCCCCCUUUCCAUCCAGAGUCGCCAUCUGAGCCCCGUGGCGUCCGAGCCCGUGGCUACCAUGAUCGGCCCCGGCAUGCGGCCGAUGGGUUGUCCGUAUCUUCGGUCGUCGCCAUGACGGGUCGGAGCCCUUCGCCUGACAUCUUGUCGUCCGAUUUUGUCCGCCAUACAGGCCCUCGUUCCCGGCUAUCCGAACUGCGGUCCUUCCUCCGCCUUCCCGCUGUGUUGAUAUUGCUGUUGAGCCCCAUCACCCGUCCGGCUGCCGCUGCCUCCGUGCCGUUCGAGAACUGUCUAUCAGACACCUACAGAAACAGUCAACCGCCAAAGCUGCAGUGGGAACCCAUACACAUCGAUGCUACUUUCGAAGCAACCGAUAGGCACUCUCUUCGGGUUACGCUGUGGGGGAAUGUGACGGGCUCGUACACACCGGUGUCAUUGCCGCCGGCGACCAGUCCGGACUGGGCUGACCCGAAUAAAACCGACGGCAAGCUUCUGGGGGUGCCCGACGUAAAUAAGUUCACCACGUUGAGAGCCAGGAUCAAAGUCUUGACGUAUGAACCUUGGUCCAAUCUUACCGACUUUUGCAAUGAUGAGUUGAAGAACGGAGCAUGCCCGCUUGGGCCUGUUUUUGGCGACUGGAAUGGAUCUGACUUUGGCCUAGUCAAAGACAAACUGCCGUUUGUGUCAAUCAGCAACGAUUUCUACUCGUCGUAUGCUUUUGGAUCGUUCUCGACGUCCUUUGAGGUUAUUUAUGGUGAUCAGGCUGAAAUCAUCACUUGCGUGACAGCUAACGUGACGCCAGAUCUGGGAAGUUUGGCUUGGAUGUUGAAAUUCCUACCCCUGGCUGUUCUGGUGUUUGUGGGUGCGGCAACAGUAUUUGCAGCAGUUUUCAGCCCCUGGGGAACCAGCGAUGUCUUCCACUGGAGCUCCAACUACGGUCGUGACCCCGAUCUCCUUCGACUUGUCACCCCUGGUUUUGGAGAUUGCCUUCAGUACAUUCAGUUCGUCGUCCUCACUGGCGGCCUGACGCUAAACUACCCAGGAUUCUACCAGCCUAUCGUCAGUCAGGCAGCGUGGUCAGUACUCAUGUUCAACCAGAGCUUUGUCACGCAGGACCCUGGAUGGGUCAGUCUUCGGGACGGUAUUUAUGUUGCAGACGGUGCAUUUGGCUUGCAACGCCUCGCCCAACUGGCCGGCAUGGCGAACCCUGAGGAUAUAUGGACUGGCACUAUUAUCUGGGUGUUGGUCAUCAUUGCCGCUAUAACUGUCCUUGUACAGGCCGGGUUUGUUGUUCAGUGGCUCUAUCGCUACUUCCAAAAGGUCUCGGAAGAAGACUUGCGCGCCAAAAACAUACCAUUUACUCUCGGCAAUGUUCUCAGGAUUGUCUUGAACUAUUUCCUGAUGCCGAUUGUCGCCCUAUCGACGUUUCAGCUCGUCAUCGCUGGCCAGUCACCGGUGUACACGGUGGUGGUCGCUGUCCUGGCUCUGAUUUUGAUUAUCGGAUUUGCAGGUUGGCUGCUUUUUCUUGUUGCCAAGACCAAGCCUCGAGCUUUCCUGUUUGACGACCUCCCGACGCUUCUCCUUUAUGGCCCGCUGUACAACACUUACUCGGACGAAGCCGCAGCUUUCACUAUGAUCCCUGUGCUGUUGAAUUUCGUCCGCGGCAUAGCAGUGGGAGCCGUGCAGCCUUCUGGCGUCGCCCAGGUCGUCAUUCUUGCUAUCUGCGAGGUGAUACAUGUCCUUACGCUGCACGCUUUUCGACCGUUUCACUCAGCGACAUCCAUGAAUGCUUACCACACGCUUUUCUCUGCGCUGCGUCUUGUCACAGUGCUCCUGAUGGUGGUGUUCGUGCCAUCACUCGGUGUUCCUGAGAGUGAAAAGGGCUGGAUCGGCUAUGCGAUUCUCAUCACUCACGCUGGCGUUCUUGUGCUUGGAUUUCUCUUGAACGCAGUCCAAACUAUUGUCGAGGUUGUUGCCCGUAUGCUAGGGGCUGGCGGUGAUGAUAUUCGGGGUCAGUCCCGAGGUGGAUUGUCCAAAAUCUUUGGCAUGAGACAGCUUUCCCGCCGUAUGUCUCGGCGUGAAACCGGCCCAUCUCGCCAAAGCCAGCUCUCAAGUUCUGCCAUGCUGGAUGUCGACGAAACAUCGAAAGCAGGCUACAUCAUGCCUGGUGGACGCAUUAGGAGUGAGUCGGCCGGGAGCAUGGGUGUCAUGAUGCAUCAUCGGCAUAGAAGCUCGUCCGGGUUCAACACCCCUAGCUUUGACGGUCCCGCACGUCCACUGGAGAGCAUUGCCGGCUCUUACACACCCACGACACCGGGAGAAGCCAGCAACUUUUCUUUCCUGCCAUCUCCUGGACACCCCGGUAGGCCCCAGGGUUCCAUGACCAUGCAGGUUCCAGACCCGUACUAUCGACCACCGAGGCAACGGCGCCCUACUAUUGAAACGACCUAUUCACCUACCACCAAGGUGGGGGGGUCAUGGACGAGCAGUGAUUGGGCGCAGAAACGCCUUAGCGAACCUGGGACGGUGCAACUGAACGACCCCCUAGAAAUUGGCACUCAGAUAUCAAGGGAUGCCACACCCGCGCCGUAUGUGGUUCCUUUUGGUCCCACCAGGACUGAUUAUUCCAUGCGAGAAGCGGACUUUUAUUACGGAGUCAGAGGCCAAAGGUUGAACUCGGAUGCGCCGAGUCGCAAGCUGAGGACUGGGCCCGCUGAUCCGACUAGACCAAUGGCUUCUGCGGCGGGUUGGUUCAGGAAUAUGUUUGCGCCUAAAGGCAAGGAUAAGGGAAAGGGCUUUGAAGUGGUCAGAAGUUCACGGAUGCCACCUGCGAUGCAGGCGUUGAAUGGCGGCUUUGAAGACGACCGAGCGCCCCAAGGAAUUCCCGUAGCUAUGGGCGUUCUUCGCAGCGGCCCGAUUGACUCUGACUCUGACGAUGGGACACGGUCAAAGAACGAUGCUCUACGCUCGACAGACGUAGACGUGCCAGAGCAAGAACCCUUGAAUGGCCAAGGAAGCCAGCAGGAUGACGAGCUUGACGGCCUGGGAAGUGCACCAGCUGUUGACGCACCACCCUCAUUAACCGAUGAGGAUACAGGGAUAGCCUCUCGCUCCCCCACCACAUCCGUGAGGCCGGGCCCCAAUAGUUCAUUGCAAAUCGAGGUCCCAAAUGUCCCCAGACGAAGCUCAAAAAGGGAUUCGAACCCCCAGGUCCAGGUGCCACAGUUAUCUUUACCCAGUGAAGCAGGUCGGUCAAGCAAUCUCGCCCCAUCCGGUGCGACCUCUUCGCGGCUUCCCUUCGAACGGACACCCUCGCGGAAGAGAUUGUCUGGGUCCUCCGCGGGGGUCACCGAGGACUUCAGUCAAGUUGAACUAAACGACCGGUCAGGCAGCAGCGACGAAAGACCUGCCGGGUACGGGUUUGUAGCUAAAGGCAGCAUAAACAGGGUCGAUCGUGAGACUGAUCUUUUGGGCACCUCGGCUGAGGUCAUCGAUGAAAGACGGUAG
Messenger RNA from Podospora pseudopauciseta, 6261 nucleotides. RefSeq lists its product as uncharacterized. The coding region runs from base 199 to 6261 and encodes 2020 amino acids. Gene Ontology annotation, cellular component: membrane. Gene Ontology annotation, biological process: mismatch repair; transmembrane transport. Gene Ontology annotation, molecular function: ATP binding; mismatched DNA binding. Lineage: Eukaryota; Fungi; Ascomycota; Sordariomycetes; Sordariales; Podosporaceae. The transcript has 4 exons. The record is from RefSeq and is a predicted model, not a curated record.